AUGAUCUUGGCGGGUCUGGUCGGACCUUCCAGUGCCAUAGCGAUGAUUCCACGGACCAUUAACCAGACCAUGUUCAACGUCCACUACUUCUCAGAUCUGCCACUCACUUAUCCCAUGUCCAUUGGUCAUGAUCACCAGCCACUCAAUGACUCGGCUACGAUAGACAACCAAAUCUUUCAACUCCUUACCAAUAGCGAGGCUUCUUCCUCGUCAAAAGAUUGGGUCGCAGUCAGUUCCGGCAAUAUUCGACGCAGCCCUCGCAGAUGGAUUUACGACGAGGACGCUUGGUAUACUGGAUCGAGGUUGAGUUACAGACCUGUGACAUCUUUUCCCAGUGCGCAAAUUGUGAACGUUUUGUCGUCAUGCGGCGUUCUGGUGGACAGCAUCACAGGCACGAGAACGAUGAAAUUCCAAGGCAAAGUCCCUCGAGUACAAGUUACCUGUCGUGAGGCAGAUAUGUGGGGGAAUAGGUCAGGCCACAACAUUUCUGAGUUUACCAACGGCAGCUACGUUCCCUUCCCUCCCGACACUGGUCUGCAGGAUUUCAUGAGCAUCUCUGACUUUCUCGCUAUCGCCGACAAGAAUGCGAACGUUGACAUCGUCUGGACAAGCGCUCCUACUAUCAGCCAACCUCGUCCCUCGGUUCUAGUGAUGGUCGGUUCAUUCACCACAUGGAGUGGUGUCAGCCAUCUGGGCGGGUUGGGGUCGAUACAAGGCUGCUCUGUAGACGCGAUCUGGUCGGAUGCUACCUAUGAAUGGCGCGGCGAAGGUUCUGAGAAGGUCAACGUGGCUUCCGCGAACGUUUUUGACGAGGAACUCCUAGGAGAACUUGUUAAUGGAUACAUACCUACGCCAGACGGGGCAAGUGAAUUUAUACAUGACUUUCCAAAAGAGACAAGAAUUGAGAUUGAUCCAGGUUGGGCACGUCGUUUAACCAAGUUCGCUCCGACCAUACACAACCUCUUGAACAGUGAGUCAAACGACUGGAAUGCCAACGAGAUUUUGAGCGUUUCUGUGGCGGCGUUUCUGGCAGAUUGGCAUACCAAGUCCGGCUCUGUCGCAGAAUGCUGGCCCAAAAACGAGCUAGACGACCUCGCCAGUAAUCAACGUUUUGGAAAGCUCUCCACUUACCUCAGGACGCCUGAGGUCGAUCCCACUUUUGACAUAGUAUGUUUUAACUGGCUACAGCAGUACAAUGAUCUUCACGUCUCGAAGAUGGAACUUAUAUGGCAUGGAGUAGGCUACAACAGCACCGGAACCACAGUGUGCUUGGCCUUAGCAGUAUUGAUUGUCUACUGUGUUGUGGUUUUGGCUUACCUUAUCUUCCUCUUCGUUACUGGUAAGGCAGGAAGCAGUUGGGACUCAAUCGCCGAGCUGUUCAUGCUAGCUCUGAAUUCUCGACCUCCUACACAUCUUGGAAGAACGAGUGUAGGAGUGGAGACCAUGCGGACGUUCAAGGAACCUGUCAGCAUACGUGUGAAUGAGGGACAGGAGUGCGAGUUGGUGUUUGGGAACAGCGAAACGGCGAAGACGAGCUCGUAUAGCAAGGUGGUUCCGAACUUUAGGUAUUGA
Lithohypha guttulata is the source of this 1572-nucleotide messenger RNA. RefSeq lists its product as uncharacterized. The record is from RefSeq and is a predicted model, not a curated record. The transcript is spliced from 2 exons. The coding region runs from base 1 to 1572 and encodes 523 amino acids. Lineage: Eukaryota; Fungi; Ascomycota; Eurotiomycetes; Chaetothyriales; Trichomeriaceae.